AUGAUUCGGCUGACUAGCUCACCAGGUGGCAGACGGUGGCGCAGCUUCAGCCGGAGAUCUAGCGUCAAGCAGGAGCUGAAGGACGUGUUUGUGCCGGUGCAUCUGUACGGUCAGAUGGCUCGGCAUCAGGAGGGAUUCGAGGAGCUCACCGCGCAGACUCACGUGAACACAAUGCUGCGCACGCUGCGUCACGCGCGCUUCUCUAACGAACAGGACAUCAUCGAGCUGAAGGCUGCGCUCUGGGCGCUGUGCCACCUGGGGUCGACCGUGAGAGGCGUCGAGCUAUUAAUCGACCGAGCCGUCAUCCCAGACGUGAUAAAGCUUGCAGAGGAAUGCCCGCUGUAUUCCGUGCGAGGGACGUGCUUCUAUGGGCUGGGUCUGGUAGCAAGCACGCAGCGCGGUGUCGAAGUACUGCAGCAGCUCGGCUGGGAGAGCCUGUCGCACCCACGCCACGUAGCGUGGCCCGUGACGCAGUCAACAGACAUGCGCGAACCCUCUGUACAAGAUAGAGGGCUACGCAGCAGGACUCUCAGCGAGGCCAGCAGUACAGCGCUGUCCGACAUCACGACUACCGGCGGGGGUGGCGUGGGCGGGGGCGGGGGUGGCGGGGAGCAGGGGAGGCAGCAGGACACACUGGAGCUGCCGGACGCUUGCUUCUACAUCGGCUCCAAUAACCCGAGUCCGGCGCUCGACGGGGUCGAGUACUUCAUCGACGACGACGUGCGCGGCUACACCGCCAAUGGCGACAUGAUCCAGUCUCGUCGCCACGGCGACACAUCACCUCAGUUCUCUGCGAGCUUCAGUGCAGACGGCCCCAUCUUCACCAAAGAUCGCAACUACCUCCCGCGCACGCAGACCCUGCCAGCAGGGGGCGUUGCGUCGUCCGGCGGCGGUGGGCCGCGCGCGACCCAUCAGCGGGGCAGCACAGAGCUGCUAGCUCGUGAUAGGGUGGACUCUGCAGGCAGCAGCAGUAGCGGUGCGGGCAGGAGGAGACGUAGCGGGGUAUCAAUGCUGCCAGUGGACAGCGCGGCGGCGGCGGCGGCACGGCUGCACGCUGGGGGGCCGAGCCACGCCCGGUCUGCCAGCGAUGUCGUACACAUCACGUAUACACAGCCGAAGCUCGGCGGCAAACCCAGGAGCGAGAGCAUGAGGGAAGAUGCCAACAAAGGCGACGUCAACAGCAGCAACGGCCCGCGGCACUUGGACAGCAGCAGCGUUGACAGCGCCAUCUAUGAUCACAGCUCGCUGACAAAAAACCGCGUGAACGGUUCCGGCGUUGACAGCGCCACCUGCAGCAACGGUGGCGCCCUCAGGAAGCCGCGCUCGGACAGCUGCGGGAACGAGUCGACGAGCGGCGUUAGCUCCAGCGACUCGAUCCCGUUUUCGGACGUGGCGCCGACCCCCGGGUCGACCCCGGGGAGCGUUACCAGUGGCGCCCUUUCCGGGCUGACGGCGCACCCGUCUGACGUGAGGCGCAAGCAGGCCAACCUGAGACGCAAGGCGAGCGUGAUGAGACAGAUGUCUUACAGCUCCGACAACACCGACAUUACGUUCACGAGUUCGCGGGAUGCGCUUGGCUACGCUGUGCUGCGCAACCUGCAGCGACAUCGCACGAGCAGCCAGACGUCGGACAUGACCCCCGCGGCCGCGAUGGACGCCGGUCACCACCAGUCCUCCAUGUCCGUGCUUGACCUCGUACAGGCGAAGACACGCAGCCUGGACACGUCCACGUCCGUCGCCAGCAUCAGGAAGCUGAGCAUCUCUUCUAUGCCGGAGCAGGUUGCCAUUCUCUCUCGCAGCUCCUCCUCCGCAAUCAAGGCUCAGCUAGAGCCCUCUGGUGGACCGGAGUAUAUCGGACUGUGCGUGCCAGUUGACGUGGGAGUCAUCUUUCACGAUGAGGAAGAGGAUAACUUAAUGAGGUCGUUCUCCACGUCUUUCACACAGUCAUUGUUAUCCGACGACGCAAGCUUGCACGAAGCUGAUUUUGCACGACAGUUUUCCAAGGCGGGCAGCGAGGCAUCGACCAGCGAUGGGCUAGAGUACCACACUAGCGCCACCUGUCUGGGAUGUCUAAAGAUCUACCGGCGCCACGGGUCGUUGGUCGUCACGAGAGAUUCGUUUAUCAACAGGAAGGUGGAUAGAGAGACGGCAGAGUUCCUGGACCUGCCCAUGGCAGCUGACCUCGCGGAAGACGCUGCAGAUGCUGACCAACAGAUGACAGCUUCGUCCAAGGACCAGCUAGACGUUCCGCAGGCGGGCUCCCGUAGUCAUGGCAACAGCAGCGUCACGGUCAGCAUUGAGGUUGUGACCCCCAGGAGCUGUGCUAGCCUUGAGAGCUCGGAUUCCGGCAUGCGUCGCAUGACGGUGGACAGCCACGAGGGCCGGGUCGCCAUCCGUCGCGAGGUCCUCAAGUACAUCGUCAACAUGAGCAGCUCGGUUGCGGUCAAGUCGGCCGAGCAAGGACUGCUGACGCUGAAGCAGCGAUUCCCGCCCGCCUUCCAGGACCUGUGUCUGUACUCGGAGCUGGCGCACUUGCUCGCGACAUGCCGCUUCCGGCUGAGCGCGCGUCGGUUCCUGCAGGAGCUCUUCCAGGACGCGACGUUCGCCGAACUCUACGAUGAUCCGCGCGCGCUGCUGGCCAUCGACGACGACGAGCUGCCCAGCACCGCCGAGGAGACGUAGCGCCCUCUGCUGGAUGCUGCAGUCACACUAUGCUGGUCACCAUGGAGAAGAUGCAGCAUCAGCUAAUGCUGUUGAUGCUUGUGCUGUGGCAGCAAUGCCCCCUGCUAGCUCAAUUCAUAGCCUCUGCCAUGCACCAUCGAGGAAACGUAACAUUAGCUACUGUACAGCCUUAGCUGCAGGACUGCAUACUCCUGGAUGCAGUGACGUCUACUGCAGGCUGCAGUUAUGUUUCUCUCGCGUAGGUUGGUUGUACUAAUUUCACGUGAGCGGCCAAAACUGUGCCACGGGUUUUCGCAAGUGCGCUGUAAUCGCAAGCUUUUAAAAUCUUACUCGCUGGAGUUUUGCAGAGAACCAUGUUCAGCGUUGCGGUGGGUGUCUUUUCUAAUGGAAUUGACCUCCACUUGCUCCUGUGCGUGUGUGGUGGUGGUGGGUACGUGCAUAUUCUCACAUGCAUCAUGUGCAUCGCUGUUUUGAUGUGUAUGUGCUCGUGUAUACAUGCAUGUUUGUGUGUGUGUGUGUGUGUGUGUGUGCGUGUGCGUGUGCGUGUGCG
This is a messenger RNA of Priapulus caudatus, 3232 nucleotides long. RefSeq names its product rapamycin-insensitive companion of mTOR-like. NCBI's taxonomy places the organism in Eukaryota, Metazoa, Priapulida, Priapulimorpha, Priapulimorphida, Priapulidae. The transcript is spliced from 15 exons. Gene Ontology annotation, molecular function: protein serine/threonine kinase activator activity. Gene Ontology annotation, biological process: TORC2 signaling; positive regulation of phosphatidylinositol 3-kinase/protein kinase B signal transduction. Bases 1 to 2682 code for a protein of 893 amino acids. Gene Ontology annotation, cellular component: TORC2 complex. The record is from RefSeq and is a predicted model, not a curated record.